Molecule: messenger RNA, 10403 nt
Organism: Girardinichthys multiradiatus
Lineage: Eukaryota; Metazoa; Chordata; Actinopteri; Cyprinodontiformes; Goodeidae
Gene: ranbp2
Product: RAN binding protein 2
Biological process (GO): protein peptidyl-prolyl isomerization; intracellular transport
Cellular component (GO): nuclear pore; cytoplasm
Molecular function (GO): GTPase activator activity; peptidyl-prolyl cis-trans isomerase activity; protein binding
Source: RefSeq, a predicted model, not a curated record
ACUAUCACUAUGGGGAGUUAACGUGAUGUUAAUGUCAGUGUUUUCUUUUACAUUUCGUGAACUCUUCCAGCCUGUGAAUUGUGGUCAGCUCUUAUAGAAGUCCCCGACGUCUAAAGCCAUGAGGCGGAGUAAGGCUGAAGUGGACCGCUACGUUUCCUCCGUACAGAGUUCCUCUCCUUUACUCAAAGAGAAGCCUGUCAAAGGAUUUCUUUUCGCGAAACUGUACUUUGAGGCAAAAGAAUAUGAACUUGCAAAAAGGCAUGUAUCGGAGUAUCUCAAAGUGCAGGAGAGGGAUCCCAAAGCACACAAAUUCCUUGGGCAUCUCUAUGAAAGAGAGGGGGAGAUCAACAAGGCAGUCGGUUGCUACAAGCGCUCGGUGGACUUGAACCCAGUGCAGAGAGACCUGGUGCUGAAGGUUGCUGAGUUGCUCGUUAGUAAGGAGGACUGUGACAGCAGAGCAGAGUUCUGGGUGGAAAAAGCCGCAAAGCUCAUGCCUGGUAACCCAGAAGUCUUCAACCUAAAGGAGCGUCUGUUGAGUCGUCAGGGCCAGCAGGGCUGGAACCAGUUGUUCGACCUCCUCCAAGCUGAGCUCGCAGCGAGGCCGGCUGAUCCUCAUGUGAAUGUAAAGUUGGUUCAGCUGUUUUGUCAGGAUGGUCGGCUGGAUGAGGCCAUAAAACAUUGUCUGACUACUGAGAAAAAGGGCUUGCUGCACAACAGUUUGGACUGGUACAAUGUGCAGUUAAACACAUUACAGGAAUAUCUGGCUCAGCCCAGCGUUUCAAGCAAUGAGAAGAUGUGUCGGCGUCUCCAGAGAGAAGUGCUGCUGGCACACUGCAGCCUGUUGCGAAUCAGACUGUCUGAGAGCAGCGUGCAGCUGAGCCUUGAUGCAUUCAGGAGUUUCGACCAAGCUAUGCAGGCACUGAGCAGCGUUGCAGUGCUCUUCAGCGAUGAUCUUCUUGAGGUUUUUGUGGAGAUGAGGGCUCACCUCUACUUGCACGCUGGCACGCUGCUGUUGAAAUUGGCCCAGGAUCGGCAGCAGGCCUGGAGAGCCGUCAUCGACCUGGCCGCACUGUGCUACCUGCUGGCAUACCAGGCUCCCAGACCAAAGGCAAAAGUGACCAAAAGAGACCAGUCUGCCCCACAGCUCCUGGAACUGCUGGCCAAUGACCGGCAGAGUCAAGCUGGGCACAUGUUGUUCAAUCUGAGCUCUGAUGUGUUCACUCUCAUCAGAGAGGUGGUGGAGGCAUUUGGGAACCGUAGCGGUCAGGAGUCUUUGUUUGAACUCCUCUGGGGUCCACAGGCUUUCCCUGCAUCUUCCUUUAUUGCCAAUGAUGACAUUCACUCUCUCAGCUCUUUGGCUCCAGAGCUCUCCCAACUGGCCAAAUGGGACACUGGCUCCAUCUUGUUGCACAGUGGUGAGUUGCAGCAUUUGAGCUGGUUGGGGCUGCAGUGGACUCUCCUGGAGCAGAGGUCGCCCAUGCGGGACUGGCUACAGCAGCUGUUUCCCAGGCUUACGUUGGAAACUUCCAAGUUAGACACCAACGCACCAGAGUCAAUCUGCCUGCUAGACCUUGAGGUGUUUUUACUCGGUGUAGUUUUCUGCGGCCACUGUCAGCUUCAGGACACGGCGAAGAUCAGCCGCAGCCUCAGCCCUCGGCAGCAGCAGCUCUUCGUGCCUCGCUGCCUCCCUCUUCCUCUCCUUCGCCUCCUGACCACGGACAGGCAGAGGGAGUGGUGGGACGCCAUCUACAGCCUGAUACACAAACGAGCCGCUCCUGGUACAUCGGCCAAACUGCGAAUGGUUGUGCAACACGGACUGAACACCCUGAGAGCUGGAGAGAAACACGGGCUUCAACCGGCGCUGGUGAUCCACUGGGCCCAGAGUCUCAGCCAGGCGGGUAAUGGAAUGAACUCCUAUUAUGACCAGAAGGAGUACGUCGGCCGCAGCGUCCACUACUGGCAAGUUGUUAUGCCACUGUUGGAGAAAAUAAAAAUCAGACGUAGUAUACCAGAACCACUGGACCCUCUCUUCAUACACUUUUCUUCUAAGGACAUUCAGGUUUCUUCUGUGAAAGGUUAUGAAGAAGAAGCCAAAAUAGCUUUAGCUGUUCUUUUGGACAUCGAAGGCAGAACAGAGGAGGCAAUCGCAACUUUGGAAAGCAUCAAUAACCUGUCAUCCAUCUGGCAUUUAGCACAGAUAUAUCAGCGACUGGCAGAGGAGGCCACCAAUGGUGUUGAGGAGACCCAAGAUAGGUGUAUCAUGUUUCUAAGGAAGUUCAGGAACUAUUUGUCUAAAAUCUACAAUGCUAAUGCAGAUGACAUCGAAAAGCUUCCCGUGUCCAUGGAGGAAGUGGUGGACCUUCUGAAUGAUGUAAAUCAGCAACUUGGGGAAACUGGUGAGGACAUGGAAGAAGAGGGAGAGCAGGAGCUGGUGCUUCGUCAAGGACCGGCUCACUCCAGCCCUGCUCGACUCACAGAAACCAGUGCAACCAUAUCGCAUGUUAAGUUUGCUUCUCCCUCUCCGAGCAAAAGCAUCGUUUCUCCUUCCAAAAGACUGAUUUCACCCAAGACACCACCGCAUUGGGUUGAAGACCAGAAAUGUCUCCUUCAGAUGUUAUGUCAGCAAGUAGAAGCCCUCAAGAAUGAGGUUUAUGAUCUGAAACACAACUCAUCAGUAAACUCAGGCUCUCCUCAUCAUAAGAUGUAUGGAGAGACCUACAGGGCUGAGAACUUGCAGGAGCCGUUUACCCCUGUCCAGUCCUACCAUGGAGCCCCCCUAACUGUUGCCACCACAGGCCCUCCUGUUUAUUACAACCAGUCCCCUGCUUAUAACUCUCAGUAUCUACUGCGGACAGCAGCAAAUGUAACCCCCACCAAGGGUCCAAUGUAUGGUGUGAACCGUAUUCCUCCACAGCAGCAUAUGUAUGCCUACCAGGCGCCCACUCACACGCCUCCGCUGCAGACAGCCCCACCCUGCAUUUACCCUCCGCAAGACCCUCUUCGGUUUGAAUCUCAAGCCACAGGGCUUCUUUCUCCAUACAGUGAAGAAUAUUAUGGCCAGAACGUUGCUCAGCAGACUACUAAUCCUGCUCUGCCUGAACCUGGCUACUUCACCAAGCCAUCUGUAGUCCCUGUUCAGCCACCAAAGGGUAUUGAGGGGAAGCCUGUGGACUUUGGGAAGCUUUCCUUUAACCAGCAGACUUCAGCUGACGUCCCCAGAGUGCUGAGUUUCGGAGCAGGGGCAGCUGCUCAGUCUUCACCUUCACCUGCUUUUAAAUUCAAUACCUAUAUAAAAUCCAUGGAAAGAGAUCCUAGUUUCUCUGCUUCCCAAACCAAACAAAGUGAAAGUUUGCUUGGCCUCCUCACCACAGACCUCCCCCCAAAAACUGACGCAGGUCCAGAGAAGCCCCCAGCGCAGGAGCAACCCCCCAGCAACCAGAGCAUCUUCACCUUCGGUAAUAAAAACAUAACCAGCUUUUCGUUUGCUGAUUCCAUUCAGAAAACACCAGCUGGAAGUCUCUUUGGGAAGGUGGAGCAACCGUUUAAGUUUGGUGAAGUUACCAUCCCAGCAUUUGGCAUUGGGAAGGCACCAGAGCUGGAGAAGGCAGCAGAGAGCGACAACGAGAGCACACAUGCUGAGGAGGACGAAGAUGGUCCUCACUUUGAACCGAUUGUCCCUCUUCCCGAUAAAGUAGAUGUGAAAACAGGCGAGGAGGAAGAGGAGGAGAUGUUUUGCAACAGAGCAAAGCUGUAUCGAUUUGACGCAGAGACGAAAGAAUGGAAAGAACGAGGAAUUGGCAAUGUUAAAAUCCUAAAACACAACACUAAAGGAAAGGUCCGCCUUUUGAUGAGAAGAGAACAGGUCCUUAAGAUCUGUGCGAAUCACUACAUCACUGCAGACAUGCUACUGAAACCUAAUGCUGCCUCGGACAAAUCCUGGGUUUGGAACGCCAUUGACUAUGCAGAUGAAGAGCCUAAACCUGAACAGCUGGCCAUUCGCUUCAAAACAGUGGACGAGCAGCUCUUUAAAGCCAAGUUUGAAGAAGCCCAAAAGGUGGUGCUCAAAUCGCCAGAAAAGCCAAAACCACAAGAGAAGAAGGAGAGUUCAAAGGACUCUGCUUCACUGGUAGCCCGGUUUGCUCUUAAAGACGGCGAAUGGGAGUGCCCUGUGUGUUGUGUAAGAAAUAAAGCAAUGGCUAUGCAGUGUGCAGCAUGCAGCACUGCCAAUCCACAGUCUUCAUCAAAAUCAGAACCUCAGCUUACUGGUGAAACCAAAAGCAGUCCAUUCACCUUUAAAUUUGGUACGGAUUCAUCAAAGCCAAGUGGUUCAAGCUCAACAUUUACUGGAUUCAGUGCUUUUGGGACUUCAGGAACCUCCUCUUUUACAUUCGGUGUCAGCUCUUCAAAACCCGCUGACAAAACAGCCAGUCCGUUUGGUUUUGGCUUUGGCUCACAGUUUGCCACCAAGCCAGAGCAAUGGGACUGUGGCAAGUGUUCUGCAAAGAAUGACGCGUCGACAGACAGUUGUGCUUCUUGUAAAACUCCUAAAACUGCAGCUAAAACGCCCAUGAUCGCACAGAUUGCUCCGGCACCAGAAGCUCCUAUUGCACAGGCCCCUGCAUGUGCCGUUGACGCUGGAUUUGCUGCACGCUUCAGCAAGAAGCCCGGACAGUGGGACUGUAAUGUUUGUGAUGUAAGAAAUGAAGCAUCUGCUGACAAAUGUGUUUCCUGUCAAAGUCCACACAUGCCUCCAAAAUCAUCUGCUGAGGCUCCAGCAGCAUCAAAUGUACCAACAUCAUCAGGACUUGAGGGUGAUUCUGCCAGGAAGGAUGGACCGUGGGACUGCAAUGCCUGUCUGGUCAGAAAUGAGGCAUCAGCAGCUGAGUGUGUUUCCUGCCACACUCCAAAUCCAAAUCCUUCUUUAGAGGCCAUGUUUGGCAAGAAGGAAGGAGAAUGGGACUGUGACAGCUGUCUCGUGAGAAAUAAAUCCUCUUUUAAUAAAUGUGUGGCCUGUAAAACCCCAAACCCUAAUGCUAAAAGCACAAGCACAGAAGCACAUUCUGCCUCGUCUUUUAGUUUUAACUUCGCAACCAAGAGUUCAUCUAGCCAGCCUGCUGGAGCUGCAUUUACUUUUGGCACCGGCGGUACUUUUCAGUUUGGACAAAAUAAGGAAAAAGGUUCAUCUGCUGCAUUCAAGUUUGAAACUCCUCAGUCUGUGCCAGUCACCUCAAGCUCCUCUGGCUUCUCUUUCUCAAUGCCCAUCCCAGCUGGUGGCUUCAAGUUUGGAGUUCAGGACUCUGCGGAAGAUUCUGCCUCAUCUGAUAAUCAGACCCCAUCAGGGUCAGCCUCCAGUGUCCUUAAAAACAUGGCUGACAAACACAAGGAGAAAGAGACUGGGUCUACACUUUCCGUGAACCAAAUAGAAAAGGAUCAAAAUCCAUUAAUUGCUGGAAAAGCCAAUACGUUCAGUUUUGCAGACUUGGCCAAGUCUUCUGAAGGGACCUUCCAGUUUGUCCAAAAAGAUCCCAAUUUCAAAGGUUUCUCAGGGGCAGGUGAGCAGGUUUUCUCAUCGUCACAGACAACCCCUACCAAAGCAGAAGCUUCAAAUGACCUGGAAGACGAGGGCAUGUAUAAAACAGAGGAACAUGACGACAUCCAGUUUGAACCAGUGGUCCAGAUGCCUGAGAAGGUGGACCUGGUUACGGGUGAGGAAGAUGAACAGGUUCUGUACUCCCAGCGUGUCAAACUCUUUCGAUUCGACUCUUGCACCAGUCAGUGGAAAGAGCGUGGUGUGGGGGUCCUGAAGUUCCUGAAAAACAACACGAACGGCCGGCUGAGAGUGCUCAUGAGAAGGGAACAAGUUCUGAAGGUUUGCGCAAACCACUGGAUCACCACCACCAUGAACCUUAAGCCCCUGUCUGGCUCAGACAAAGCCUGGAUGUGGAUGGCCAACGACUUCUCUGAUGGAGACGCUAAACCCGAACAGCUGGCCGCCAAAUUUAAAACCACAGAGCUAGCAGAGGAGUUCAAAAGGAAGUUUGAGGAAUGUCAGAAACUUCUUUUGGAUAUCCCUCUGCAGACGCCCCAUAAGCUCAUGGACACUGGACGAACAGCACACCUCAUCAAAAAAGCAGAAGAGAUGAAGUCCGGUUUGAAAGACUUGAAGCUCUUUUUGACAGACGAGAAAACGAAGAUCCAAGGUGAUGACACGCAGGGAGACGUUACCGCGGCAAGCGAAGUCUCCGGUCUUGGGAUCAGGCCUCAAGGGGAAACAACAGGCCCCACUUUGGAGUGGGAUAACUAUGACCUACGAGAAGAAGCUUUGGACGAUACUGCUGACUCAUCCGUCUACACCACCCCUGUUGCCAGUAGCCCCUUUAGGAAGAACCUCUUCUGCUUCGGAGAAUCCACGGGUGGGUUCAGCUUCAGUUUCCAACCCGGCAUCAGCCCUUCCAAGUCCCCCGCGAAGCUCAACUUGAGCAGGGCCUCGGCCGGUACAGACGAGGAGCAGGAUACAAGUCAGGACGAAGAGCGAGACGGGCAGUACUUUGAACCUGUGGUGCCUUUGCCUGACUUGGUGGAGAUUUCUACAGGGGAGGAAAACGAGCUGGUGGUCUUCAGCCAUAGAUCCAAGCUGUAUCGCUAUGACAAAGAGGUGAAGCAGUGGAAGGAGAGAGGCAUUGGGGACCUCAAGCUCUUGCAGAAUUAUGACACCAAACGAGUGAGGUUGAUAAUGAGGAGAGAUCAGGUGCUGAAGCUCUGUGCCAACCACUGGAUCUCAGCCGCCAUGAGGCUGGAGCCCAUGAAAGGGGCAGAGAAGGCCUGGGUUUGGAGUGCCUUGGACUUUGCCGAAGAAGGAGAGGGUAAGGUUGAGCAGCUGGCUGUGAGGUUUAAGACACAAGAGACUGCAAAUACAUUUAAGCAGGCCUUCGAAGAAUCCAAGGCGGCACUGGGAAAAGCAGAACUCAUGACUCCUGUGACGACGAGAGUCGCUGCGACACCAGAAAGAGGACCGGCAGCCGCAUCUGAAGGCACAACGCCAUCCGUUUGUGGGCAUGCAGCAAUUUCUGUUCUUGAAGAGACAACACGGGAACGUACAGCAAGUCCUCCUGGCACUAGGCCAACUGCUGCAUCUCAAAGUCCAGUCAAUCCCAUGAAGACUGUGGUGUCUCCCCCAAAGUUUGUUUUCGGCACUGAUUCCGUUCAGAAGAUUUUUGGCUCUCCUAAAUCAGAGUCCCAAGCAUCUGCAUCUGUGUCGGGUUUGACAGCCAAAGAUGGUGGAAGCUCAGUGAAGGCUAUGCUUCCUGCGCCAGCAUUCAAAAUGCAUACAGGCUCUGCUCAGGCAGCUGCAGCAUCCAGCUCUGGGUCGGGUGACGACUCCGAUGUGGAGAUCGUGUAUGUCAGGGAGCCCUCUGCUGAACAGGCAGCUUUAGCCAGGAAACUCAUGCUCCCUCUCACCUUCUUCUGCUACAAAAAUGUGCCAGGCUACACUAGUGAUGAUGAACCUGAUGACGAGGACUUUGAGUCUGCUGUGAGAGCCUUGAGUGGAAAGCUUUACCCUGAUCCUCCUGCAGCAGCAGUCUGUGCUGAGGAGCCAGACUGUCAGUUUGUUUGGGAGAAGAAACCAACACCAGAGGAAGAGGAGAAGGCAAAGAGCCUCCAGCUUCCACCCACGUUCUUCUGUGGCCUGAGCACCACAGACAGCGACUUGGACAAUGAGGAGCCUGAAGACUUUGAGACAGAACUUCACAAAGCCCAACAAGACCUGACUGCCCAGUUAAACAAAGCCGAGCUGGUAUCAAGUGGACCUGCAGGACCCUCACAGGACUCUGCCUCAGUCCCAUCAACCAGCUGUCCAGAAGCUGCAGACAACAAACCCACACCUGAUGGACAACCAGUAGACAAGGCCACGCCUGAUGGGCAACCAGUAGACAAGGCCAAGCCUGAUGGGCAACCAGUAGACAAGGCCACACCUGAUGGACAACCAGUAGACAAGGCCACGCCUGAUGGGCAACCAGUAGACAAGGCCACACCUGAUGGACAACCAGUAGACAAGGCCACGCCUGAUGGGCAACCAGUAGACAAGGCCACGCCUGAUGGGCAACCAGUAGACAAGGCCACACCUGAUGGGCAACCAGUAGACAAGGCCACACCUGAUGGGCAACCAGUAGACAAGGCCACACCUGAUGGGCAACCAGUAGACAAGGCCACACCUGAUGGGCAACCAGUAGACAAGGCCACACCUGAUGGGCAACCAGUAGACAAGGCCACACCUGAUGGACAACCAGUAGACAAGGCCACGCCUGAUGGGCAACCAGUAGACAAGGCCACACCUGAUGGACAACCAGUAGACAAGACCACGCCUGAUGGGCAACCAGUAGACAAGGCCACACCUGAUGGACAACCAGUAGACAAGGCCACACCUGAUGGACAACCAGUAGACAAGACCACGCCUGAUGGGCAACCAGUAGACAAGACCACGCCUGAUGGGCAACCAGUAGACAAGACCAAGCCUGAUGGGCAACCAGUAAACCAGCCCACAGAGACUCUGAGUGAAACUCCCAGCAGCAGCUCUCCUAUAGACCUGUCUACUAAGAAAAGUCCAGAGCCGGAGUCCAAAACCGAGAUGGAGGCUACAACUUCGACUGCAUCAACAACUGCUCAAGACUCCUCAGCCUUUGGCUUCAACUCGCUCAGUGGAUUUUCUUUUGCUGACCUAGCUAAAAACACCGAAGGAUUUGCUUUUGGAUCCAACGAUGCCAAUUUCUCAUGGGCCAACGCUGGAGCGACGGUAUUUGGGGCUGCUGUGUCCUCUGAGGUCACAAACACUGAGGAGGGAAGUGAUGAAGAGGAGGCUUCUAACAACGCUGACAUCUACUUUGAACCUAUCAUUUCCCUACCUGAGGUGGAGACAAAGUCCGGCGAGGAAGAUGAGGAAAUCCUGUUUAAAGAGCGAGCCAAGCUCUACCGAUGGGACCGUGACCUCGGGCAGUGGAAGGAGCGCGGCACCGGAGACCUCAAGAUCCUCUUCCACCCGAACAAACACUUCUAUAGGAUCCUGAUGCGAAGAGACCAAGUGCUGAGGGUUUGUGCGAACCACACCAUCUCCCAGGCGAUGGAGCUGAAACCCAUGAACACCUCAGCCAACGCACUUGUCUGGACCGCCACUGACUACUCGGAUGGUGAUGGUUUGGUGGAGCAGCUGGCGGCCAAGUUCAAAACCACCGAGAUAGCCGAGUCGUUUAAGAAGACUUUCUGCGAAUGUCAGAGCCGCAUUGACCAAACCGGGGACGACGCUUCAUCGGCCUCAGCGCCACACAUGUCCCGAGUCCAGGAGCACUCCAAAGACACUAAUCCACUGGUGUUCCUCAAAGUGGCAGCGGACGGUGAACCACUGGGCACCAUCACAAUUGAGGUCUUCUCACACAUCGUUCCCAAGACUGCGGAGAACUUCAGGGCUCUGUGCACUGGAGAGAAAGGCUUCGGGCUGCAGAACUCCAUCUUCCACAGGGUCAUACCGGACUUCAUGUGUCAGGGUGGCGACAUCACCAAGAGUGACGGCUCUGGCGGUAAAUCCAUCUACGGCAGCGCGUUUGAGGACGAAAACUUCGACGUUCGGCACACCGGCCCGGGCAUCCUGUCCAUGGCUAACCGCGGACGGGACACCAACACCUCGCAGUUCUUCAUAACGCUGAAGAAAACGGAACAUUUGGACUUCAAACACGUAGCAUUUGGCUUUGUUCGGGACGGGAUGGAUGUGGUGCAGCAGAUGGGAGAGCUGGGCACAAAGGGAGGGGUUCCUGCAAAGAAGCUGGCUAUCACCGAGUGUGGACAGUUGUAGCUGUUCAGUGCACAUCCUUGAGAUUAAGACUGUUUCCAAGUAAAACCUAUCCUCAGGUUUUUGGAAACGUUUCCUACAUUGAAGUCGCUCGUUGGUGGGAGGAGGUUUUUGGAGCAAAUGUGAAGUAUCAAUGCUGUUUGCUUUUCCAUUUUAAUAAUUUCUCAGAUGUUUAUUUUUUGUGUUAUUGUAAAUGUUUUAUUUCUUUGUCUCACUUGUAUUCAGUUGUGCUUCUUUUCUUCCUUUUUCGAAGGCUUUUUAAACAUAGUUAAGCUUUUUUUGGUUUGCAACCAUCCCCCACCACUGCACAUAUACAUUUGGUUAUAGGACACUCCCGUUUAUUUUUCCUGACUUUAAAUGACCUCACAUUGCAAAUAAUUGAACUCGAUAAUUGCCUUUCACAAGCUGAAUUAAUCCCACUGUGUUUCCCCUUAAAGGGAAGGGAGGCAUAUGGGUUUUACCAGGGAGAUUCAGCAUCUGUAUAGAUUGAGAUGACAAAUAAAAGUUGCUUGUUGUACUGGAAUAAUUUGCUGAUAAUUGAGAAAUAAAUUUGCUUCACAAGUAA